Messenger RNA from Mucor mucedo, 3509 nucleotides. RefSeq names its product UDP-Glycosyltransferase/glycogen phosphorylase. Bases 47 to 3475 code for a protein of 1142 amino acids. Gene Ontology annotation, molecular function: UDP-glycosyltransferase activity; hexosyltransferase activity. The transcript is spliced from 13 exons. Gene Ontology annotation, biological process: carbohydrate metabolic process. NCBI's taxonomy places the organism in Eukaryota, Fungi, Mucoromycota, Mucoromycetes, Mucorales, Mucoraceae. The record is from RefSeq and is a predicted model, not a curated record.
UUUUUUUUUUUUUCUACAAUAUAAUCAAUAUUAAGCAUUUACACAUAUGACGGACUCUAUAAAUCAUAAUGUCUUGCAGUUUGUUUCAGCAGCUGCACAGGUUUUUGAGACACAGGAAGGUGAAGACUUGAAAGGUUCUGCGAGUGAUUUACGACAUUCGACUGAUGGUUUAUUCACAAAUAGUAACCACACCUGGGACAUACCUAAAACAUAUAACGACACAACAACCAAAGUGGUAGAACAAGUUGUAUGUGAAAAACCCGAUCAAAUUUGUCAAUUGUUGGCCGAAGCAACCGGAGAGGAACCAAUCAUUACCGCAGCUCCAGUAGAAACCGUAUCAAAUCAUAGCGAUCAAAGCGUCGAAGAAAGACUGAGAAAUCUAUUUCAUUUGCCCAAUCAUGAGAUAUUAAAGGGCGAAUGGCCUUGUUACAUUGUACAAUCUGCUAUCGUGCCGGGCUUUAUGUACCUAACCAGCAAUUAUAUUUGCUUUUACGCUUCAUUGCCCAAAGGCCAGAUUGCUUUCAGUAAAUCCGGUUAUCUUUUAUUAAAAAAAUCUGGAAAAAUGAAGACGAAUUAUGAACGCUAUUACUUUGAUAUAAAACAAGAUGUGCUAGCAUGGUUUGAAAGUUCUACAGAUACAUAUUCUCCAUUAGGCAAAAUUGAUCUCAAAUAUGCAUUGGCUGUACGUCAAUCCACAAAAAGAAAAUAUGGUCUUAGGAUAGUGACAAUGAAUAAAACCUGGCAUCUUCAGGCAGAUACACAUGCUGCGGUUAUAGAAUGGACAAAUGCUCUACAAAAGGCAAUAUUUAGAGCGAAAAAUAAUGGCAGCAGUUUAAAAAUCACAUUACCCUUUGAAAAUAUUCUGGAUAUUGAGCAAACAGAGGCAUUUGAGUUCCAAAGGUUUCUUAAAAUAAGAGCCGUUGGUAUUGAUGAUAGUUUUGUUAUGGAUGAGUAUUAUUUUGCAUAUUUCUCAGAUAUCGAGCAUACUUUCUAUUGCUUAAAAUCAGCAUGGGAACUCCAUUCUAAUCAUCAGAACCAGCAUCAAUCUACCGUGUCGCAACAUUUAAGCUACAUGGAAGACUCUGAAAACAACUCUCCAUCGCUUUCUAUCUCGGAUUUGUACGACGCUGAUUCUCAGCCUAUUACCAUUGGGUCUUCACUAUCCCAACCUGCUCAGCCUAAACGAUCCAAUUCUGUUGUGGCCAAUGCAUUGGCCGUUCCUGGUGUUCUCAAAGACUUUCUUUAUCCGUCUACGUCCACCAGUAAAUCCACGAUAAGGUCGGAUGCCUCGAUAAAAGAGGAAUCGUCGAGCUCAGGUGAUGAGGAGCAAUCACUGGGUUGGCUACAUGAGAAGCGUAGGUCUGGAAUGAAGUUGAUGUAUGGAUUAUUAGGAAGUAAUACAAUGGCUGGUAGUCCAUCCACUGCUUUUGAAAUCGACGAUGAUGAGGAUGACGAUGAAGAUGACGAUGAGGAUCAUACAUUUAAUCCAGCACAUACGGGGUUUCAAGCAGACGAAGCGGAAGUGCUGGAUGAUCGUACCAUGACCAACUUUAAAAAAUACUUUGUCUUGGCCGAAUCUGAAAAACUGUUAACAGUAUAUCGAUGCUCUCUAAUGAAAACAUUGCCUUGUUACGGAAAGUUGUAUAUCUCUACCAAUUAUAUAUCAUUUAACUCUAAAGGGUUUGCAACAAAAGCAAAAAUGAUUAUACCUUUCACUGAUGUUAUACGAAUUCAGAAGCUCAGAAGUAGGGGAUAUAUUUUCCACUCUCUUAGUAUUCUUACGCAGACAAAGAAGGAGGUUUUUUUGGAGUUUUCAUCCAUCACUCGACGUAACAGUUGCUUUGCCAAAUUAUUUUUGCAACAUAAGCGUGCUUUGGAAUCUCAACUUGAGCCUGAUCAGAUUGAACAAAACAUCAAGGACUGGGAGAUGAAGUUGAUGGAAGAUGAAAUCAAGGACAAUAUCGAAAGAGUGGUUCCAAAGAAUUCAAACCUGCCAAUUCUUUCACGUAUACCAACUGAAACUAUUGUUUACAAAAAACCGGAAAAGUCACUUCAUUUUACCUGUAUCACAAUUGGAACGAGAGGUGAUGUACAACCCUAUAUCGCUCUUUGUAAAGGAUUGAUGAAGGAAGGACAUCGUUGUAGAAUAGCUACCCAUGAUGAGUUUCAAGGCUGGAUUGAAGAGCAUGGCAUUGAAUUCAGAACUGUUGGUGGAGAUCCUGGUGAGCUUAUGAGAAUUUGCGUUGAAAAUAAUUUCUUUAGUGUCAAUUUUGUUGUGGAAGGUCUUCGACUUUUCAAGGAUUGGAUUGAUGACUUAUUAACAUUUUCGUGGAAAGCUGUACAAGGCACUGACAUUAUCAUUGAGAGUCCCAGUGCCAUGAUUGGCGUUCAUAUGGCUGAAGCACUACGUGUGCCGUAUUUCCGAUCCUUUCCCAUGCCCAUGACCCGAACAAGAUCUUUCCCUCAUCCAUUUGCCACACCAAAUAAUCCAAAAGGUCGAAUUUAUAAUGACAUGACCUAUGUUUUAUUCGAUCAUGCAAUAUGGAGAGCCAUUGCUGCACGCACGAAUUCUUUCCGACAAUCUGUUUUGGGACUACCUGCCACUAGCUAUGAAAAAUUGGAAGUAUGGAAAAUCCCGUAUCUGUAUUCUUUCAGUCCUAGUAUUGUUCCUAGCCCUCUUGAUUGGCUAGAUUGGAUUCAUUGUACAGGCUAUUGGUUUUUGGAUAAUCCUCAGACGGGUUGGACACCAGAUCCGGAACUCAAAGCAUUUAUUGAAGCACAAGAUAUCCGACCGAUUGUCUAUAUAGGAUUUGGAUCGAUUAUCGUAUCUGAUCCACAAGAGAUCAUCAAAGUGAUUAUCGAGUCUGUUCUGUUGUCGAAUGUAAGGGCAGUUGUAUCUCAAGGGUGGUCUUCCCGACUCUCAGAAGGUACAGGUAAUGAAGGUGAAAACAUGUUAAAGAAGCAUCCGGGUACUAUCUUGAGUGUCCAGUCUGUUCCUCAUGACUGGCUUUUCCCCAAGAUUAGAGCCGUUGUUCAUCAUGGUGGUGCAGGAACAACAGCUGCUGGACUCCGAGCAGGAAGACCGACGAUCAUCAAACCGUUCUUUGCUGACCAGUUUUUCUGGGGUGAACGUAUAGAGGAAAUGGGAUUGGGAAGGUGUAUCAAAAGUUUAACUGUAGAACAGUUAUCAGCAGCACUUCGUGUAGUUUCCACAGAUGAAAAUAUGCUGAAAAUGGCUAAUAGAGUGGGACAAAAGAUCAAAGCUGAAACAGGCGUUGAGACAGCCAUCCAAUGUAUUUAUCGCGAUAUGGAACUUGCGAAAGCUAGAACCAUGUCCUCGAUAAAAAAGACAUCAGCAACAGAUGAUGAUAUUAUGUCGGCUAGUUUUGGAGAUGAUGAUCAAGACUGGACCUUGAUUGAUGAUGCUGCUUCCGGCUCAAUUUCUCCCGGAUCAUGGAAACCAAAAGAUAUUUAAUAAAUUAAGGCUGGGGAUAGGUAGUGCGCGAUAU